UUUGUCUCUGUCAGUAGCUCACACAAAAACGACCCAGAUACAGAGCCACUGGCAGGAGGAAGCAGGCGACUGCCUCUGAAAAACGCAUUGCGUUGCUAAGCAAGGCACAGAGACUGAGGACUUCUAAAGCACAAGCUUUUGCUGUGCCAGAGGAAAACCAGGUGGACUGAAAAUCCUCAAAGCAUCAGGACCAUAAGGCAUUUUAGAAGCCUGCUGUGACCUGUGAGUACACUUUUGGACGUUGAGGAGAAAUAGACCAAAGGUCAGCACUGGAAACUUCUUUAAAAAGAGAUAAGGGGAGUGAAGGAGCAGAGACAUCUGCCACACCUCAAAAGACAAACGCUCAGCGCUUCGCGUCUCCAACCAUGGCUGCACGUCCGAUGGAAACGGUGGGUUUCUCCAUGCUCCCAGCCCACAUAAUGGCUUCUGCCAUGGAGGAGUUUCCUCAGCAGCUUCCUGUGCCCAAGGGCCCGGCCAGGGGCCGCAGUCGCCCCCGACGACCAAGGGAGGCCCGCUUCAAGACUCAGCCCGUAACCUUUGCAGAGAUUGCAGAAGUGGAGGAGGAAGGGACUUCACCACUGGAGGAGGAGAGAGCCAGACGUUCCUUCCUGCAGUCACUGGAGAGCCUAAGGAGGAGCACACAGACGCUGCACCACACAGGCUCCGCGAACUCUGGCAGAACCAGCACGCCCACACAGGCCAGCCUGGACUCAAGUGACUCAGACUCAGCCCCAUGAACGAGAGAGACAGAGAGAGAGAGAGAGAGAGACAGAGAGAGAGAGAGAGAGAGAGAGAGAGAGAGAGAGAGAGAGAGAGAGAGAGAGAGAGAGAGAGAGAGAGAGAGAGAGAGAGAGAGAGAUGUGAUUUUGUAUGUAUCCUCUCCUCUGCUGCACACUGACUUUACUGGAUUGGCCUCCAGAGCACGUUGCACAUAUCCUUCUCUUGAAGCAGACUUUGUAGCUAUAACUUAGUUACGGUAUCUUAUGCACAUACUUGUGCCAAACUCCAGUCAAGCCAACCAACAGCAGGCUGGAUUGCUUAUGCUCCUUAGCUGUAGCAUUUGAAAACCUCUAACAACUUAAAUAUUCCAAAAAAUUAUCUUUCUUUAUUUGUUGUGUAAGAUUUGAGGCCAUUCAUCAUGAGCUUUAAAGUGUAGAUCUGUUCUAUUUGCUAUUCCAUUCAGAAGGACAGACAUGCAACGGUCAAUCAUUUCAUAUGUGCCUGGUUAGAGAUUACAGAAUGGCUUUUCCACUGUUCAGCUUGGAUUUCCGCUGUUCAUCUUUAACACUUAAACAUGAUUAUGCAGUGAAAUCAUUGACAGAAGAACUGAAAUUGGUCUGUAAAUGCCAGACACUGCACAGGAGGCACUGUUUCAAAAUGAUGACAUUACUUGAGUCUGCCAAAAUAGUACAUUUACUAAUGAACUCAGAGAGGAACAAAUUAUUUUCUUGCUAAAUGUUACAGAUAUUUAUUCACAGAAUAUCUUGUUAAUAAUAUCAUAAUGAGUUUCGCAACAUGUUUUGUUGACACUGUGGAGCUUGCAAGGUCAUAGUUUCAAAUGGAAAAAAAGAAAAAGAUGAAAAAAUGAUGCCUUUUGUACUUUUGUUUUACUUUUAUUACCUUUGUAAUGUUAUUUCUUACUUACUUUAAUAAAUCUAUAUAAAUAUAGUGCACAUGCA
Pygocentrus nattereri (red-bellied piranha) is the source of this 1679-nucleotide messenger RNA. It is a transcript of the gene c11h11orf96, whose product is annotated as chromosome 11 C11orf96 homolog. Bases 366 to 737 code for a protein of 123 amino acids. The record is from RefSeq and is a predicted model, not a curated record. The transcript has a single exon. NCBI's taxonomy places the organism in Eukaryota, Metazoa, Chordata, Actinopteri, Characiformes, Serrasalmidae.